GUCCAGCCAGAUAUUUUUAGGAGUGACAAGCACAGAAAAAAACCCAGCACAUAAGAUCCCAAAAGGCAAAAGGACAACAACUGAAGCUACCACUGUACACAAAAGACUGUAAUGACACACUGUUGAUGACCAGAUUGAUAACAUGGCUCUUACAAUGAAGUCUGCAUGGAUAGCUGUGCUUUGUGUGCUAAUGGCAGCCAGGCUGGGUGUCUCUCAAGAGGAGGAUACAGAGCUGGCUGAGCAGGACGGCAGGGAACCUUGUUCCCGCUGGAUGAGAGGUGUUCCUGGCACACCAGGGUUUGAUGGUAUCCCCGGGCGGGACGGACGUGAUGGGCGUGAGGGGGAAAAGGGAGAUAUCGGAGAUCCAGGCCCCAAAGGACCAAAUGGAGAGCCAGGUGACCCAGGAGAUGAGGGACCUGCAGGCAAAAGAGGAUUUCCUGGAAACCCUGGUCUGAAAGGAGAAAGCGGAGAGGGUUCCUUCCCCUACCAAUCUGCUUUUAGCAUGGGGCUCACAGGUAAAACCACCCAGGCUAGUGGAGCUCCCAUCCGCUUUCUUAAAACCUUCUACAAUGAGCAGCACCACUACGACGACAUCUCCGGAAAGUUUCGCUGUGCCAUCUCUGGGAUCUACUACUUCACGUAUCAUCUCACCAUCAACGGGAAGGAAACCAAGGUAGCCAUGUUUAAAAACGGUCGGACUGUGGCCUUUACUCUUGACCAGUUCCACAACGGAAAUCUGGAUCAGGCCUCCGGAGGGGUGAUUUUAAAUCUGUCUGCUGGAGAUGAGGUUUGGCUGCAGUUGUAUGAUGACGUAUUUGAUGUAGGGAUUUAUGCAGAUACCAACAAUGACUCCACCUUCAGUGGCUUCCUUUUGACUCCUAAAAUCUUAAGCAACCCAACUGACAACCGCAGACGCUGACACUUUGUGGAUAUAUUUAUAGCCACAUGUUCACUUAAUCUCACAGAACAAUCUGUUUAAUGCAGCAUGAAGAGAUUAUUUGGUGUGUGUGUUUGUGUAUGUGUGUUUGAUAUUGUCAUAAGCCCUGUCAUUUUUAGAUUUAUAGGCCAGAUAUGUUCACAGGGAGUCUGCCUGCCCACCCGCUAAACAUGUCACAUCUAGCCAACUGGCUAUCUCUCAAUACAGCAGUUGGUGUGCAGUUUAGCAUGCUUCAUCCUCGCAGAUAUUUGAAUCAGUGUUCAAGGUCAGUAUAUACCACCACACAUGCUGAGCUGUGACCUUAUGAUUACAUUUUAUUUAGAUUUGCAGUCCUGCAGCUCUUUGAUCUCCAUGUGUAUGUCAUAGUUUUUAAUGAACCAAAAUAGCAUGACAGCUGUUGAGUAUUUAUAUUUAUUAAUGGUUAUUAAAAUCAUUCUCAGGCUAAUGACCAACGACUUGGACUGUGUUCUAGAUUUUGAAGAAACAUCUUAAUUGUGGAUAGUUUUACAUCUCUCUAAACUCCCAAGACAGGUAACUGAAAAAUCCUGCAAAUUUGGAUUUUUGUGCUGAUUUGGUUAUUAUUACUGAGUGUUUAUGUGUUAGUAAGUUGAACAGUGAGAUGAUUAAUUAGUUUUUAGUAUUGGAUUGCUCUGUGAAUAACAAUAGGAUGGCAUAAUAAUAGUCCAAUAAAAUGUGAGCAACAGCAA
Labeo rohita (rohu) is the source of this 1644-nucleotide messenger RNA. RefSeq names its product adiponectin, C1Q and collagen domain containing, a (gene adipoqa). Gene Ontology annotation, molecular function: protein binding. NCBI's taxonomy places the organism in Eukaryota, Metazoa, Chordata, Actinopteri, Cypriniformes, Cyprinidae. The transcript is spliced from 3 exons. The record is from RefSeq and is a predicted model, not a curated record. The coding region runs from base 143 to 919 and encodes 258 amino acids.